UGGGAGGAAGGGUGUUUCCUCCUCUGACUUGUUCCCUGUGUAGUGGCUGCGCCUGGAACUUACAGCCCUGGAAUCUCGGGCGGGGGCAGAAGUUUAGGGCAGACUAGCGAGGUCCUGUGUGCCAGCGAGAGGCCGGUGCCUGUGUGACCUAAAGGCAGCUGCUGCGGGCAGGGCCCAUCACAAGGCGCAUAAUGACGGCCCAGGUUACCUUAGAGGAUGCUUUGUCCAAUGUAGACCUUUUGGAGGAAUUGCCUUUGCCUGACCAGCAGCCAUGCAUUGAGCCUCCUCCCUCUUCAUUACUGUACCAGCCAAAUUUUAAUACUAACUUUGAAGAUCGAAAUGCUUUUGUCACUGGCAUUGCAAGAUACAUUGAGCAAGCUACUGUCCAUUCGGGCAUGAAUGGGAUGCUGGAGGAGGGCCAGGAAUAUGCAAUCAUGCUAUAUACAUGGAGAAGCUGCUCUAGGGCCAUACCACAGGUUAAAUGCAAUGAGCAGCCUAACCGUGUUGAAAUCUAUGAGAAAACAGUGGAGGUGUUGGAACCAGAGGUUACUAAACUGAUGAACUUCAUGACAUUUCAGAGGAAUGCCACUGAACGUUUUUGUGCAGAAGUGAAACGUUUAUGCCAUGCGGAGAGGAGGAAAGACUUUGUGUCUGAAGCUUAUCUGCUAACUCUGGGCAAAUUCAUCAAUAUGUUUGCAGUCUUAGAUGAGCUUAAAAACAUGAAGUGCAGUGUCAAAAACGACCAUUCGGCCUACAAAAGGGCAGCACAGUUUUUGCGUAAAAUGGCAGAUCCCCAGUCCAUCCAGGAAUCUCAGAACCUUUCCAUGUUUCUUGCUAACCACAACAAGAUAACGCAGUCCUUGCAGCAGCAGUUAGAAGUCAUCCCUGGAUAUGAAGAGCUCCUCGCUGAUAUAGUUAACUUGUGUGUGGACUACUAUGAAAAUAAAAUGUACCUCACACCUGGAGAAAAACACAUGCUCUUAAAAGUGAUGGGCUUUGGAUUAUACCUCAUGGAUGGCAGUCAAAGCAACGUCUACAAACUGGAUGCCAAGAAGAGAAUAAACCUGACAAAAAUAGACAAAUUCUUUAAGCAGUUGCAAGUGGUGCCGCUGUUUGGCGACAUGCAGAUAGAACUUUGUCGAUACAUUAAAACCAGCGCUCAUUAUGAAGAAAAUAAGUCAAGGUGGACUUGCACAUCCUCUAGCAGUAGCCCUCAGUAUAACAUCUGUGAGCAAAUGAUCCAAAUCCGAGAAGACCACAUGCGUUUCAUCUCCGAGCUGGCUCGUUACAGCAAUAGCGAGGUGGUGACUGGAUCAGGUCGCCAGGAAGCCCAGAAAACUGAUGCAGAGUAUCGGAAGCUUUUUGACCUGUCACUACAAGGCCUGCAGCUCCUAUCUCAGUGGAGUGCUCAUGUCAUGGAAGUGUACUCCUGGAAGCUUGUGCACCCUACUGAUAAAUAUUCCAAUAAAGACUGCCCAGACAAUGCGGAAGAAUAUGAGAGAGCUACGCGGUACAACUACACGAGUGAGGAAAAGUUUGCUCUAGUUGAAGUAGUUGCCAUGAUUAAAGGCCUGCAGGUUCUCAUGGGGAGGAUGGAAAGUGUUUUUAACUACGCUAUCCGCCAUACAAUAUAUGCUGCCCUGCAGGAUUUUGCUCAGGUUACGUUAAGAGAGCCACUGAGGCAAGCUAUCAAGAAGAAAAAAAAUGUCAUCCAAAGUGUGCUUCAGGCUAUACGAAAGACAGUUUGUGAUUGGGGGGAAGGAUGUGAACCAUUUAAUGACCCUGCCCUUAGGGGUGAGAAAGACCCCAAAAGCGGAUUUGACAUCAAAGUCCCAAGACGAGCUGUGGGGCCUUCUAGUACUCAGCUGUACAUGGUAAGAACCAUGCUAGAGUCACUCAUUGCUGACAAAAGCGGUUCCAAGAAAACGAUGCGAAGUAGCCUAGAGGGUCCCACCAUUUUGGACAUAGAAAAAUUUCACCGCGAGUCUUUCUUCUACACACACUUACUUAAUUUCAGUGAGACCUUACAACAGUGUUGCGACUUGUCACAGCUGUGGUUCAGAGAGUUUUUCCUGGAGCUGACCAUGGGCCGCAGAAUUCAGUUCCCCAUUGAGAUGUCUAUGCCGUGGAUUCUGACAGACCACAUCCUAGAGACAAAGGAAGCAUCGAUGAUGGAAUAUGUUCUUUAUUCACUGGAUCUUUACAACGACAGCGCUCAUUAUGCACUCACAAAGUUUAAGAAACAGUUUCUUUAUGAUGAAAUUGAAGCUGAGGUGAACUUGUGCUUUGAUCAAUUUGUCUACAAACUUGCUGACCAAAUCUUUGCCCAGUACAAGGUGUUAGCUGGCAGUCUUCUUUUAGACAAGCGGCUUCGAGCAGAUUGUAAGAAUCAGGGAGCUAAUAUCUCUCAGCCACCAUCCAAUCGAUAUGACACCUUGCUGAAGCAGCGCCAUGUGCAGCUGCUUGGCAGAUCAAUUGACCUCAACCGGUUGAUCACUCAAAGGAUUACAUCUGCCAUGUACAAGUCACUGGAGUUGGCCAUAGGACGGUUUGAAAGUGAAGAUCUGACCUCUAUUGUUGAGUUGGACGGACUCAUUGAGAUAAACCGAAUGACUCAUAAACUGCUGAGCAAAUACUUGACCUUGGACAGCUUUGAUGCAAUGUUUCGAGAGGCCAAUCAUAAUGUGUCUGCACCGUAUGGCCGGAUCACUCUUCACGUCUUCUGGGAGCUCAAUUACGAUUUUCUACCCAACUACUGCUACAAUGGCUCCACCUAUAGGUUUGUUCGCACUGUGCUGCCUUUUUCUCAGGAGUUCCAGCGUGACAAGCAGCCAAAUGCUCAGCCCCAGUAUUUAUUUGGCUCCAAGAUUCUAAACCUGGCGUACAACAGCAUUUAUAACCAAUACAGACACUUUGUGGGACCUCCCCAUUUCAAAGUGAUCUGCCGUUUGCUUGGAUAUCAGGGCAUUGCUGUUGUGAUGGAGGAAUUGCUGAAAGUUGUAAAGAGCCUUCUGCAAGGAACAAUUCUCCAGUAUGUGAAGACCUUGAUGGAAGUCAUGCCUAAGAUCUGUAGGCUACCCAGACACGAGUACGGUUCCCCAGGAAUCCUGGAGUUCUUCCACCACCAACUUAAGGACAUAGUAGAAUAUGCAGAGCUGAAGACUGUGUGCUUUCAGAACCUGCGGGAAGUGGGCAACGCAAUUCUUUUCUGUCUUCUCAUAGAACAAAGCUUGUCACUUGAAGAAGUGUGUGAUCUGCUUCAUGCUGCACCUUUCCAGAACAUUCUCCCAAGGGUGCAUGUUAAGGAGGGAGAACGUCUUGAGGCAAAGAUGAAAAGGCUGGAAUCCAAGUAUGCGCCUCUUCACCUAGUUCCACUUAUAGAGAGACUGGGAACCCCUCAGCAAAUUGGAAUUGCAAGAGAAGGGGAUUUACUCACUAAAGAACGACUGUGCUGUGGUCUAUCAAUGUUUGAAGUCAUCCUAUCCCGAGUCAGGACCUUUUUAGAUGACCCUAUCUGGCGGGGACCACUUCCCAGCAAUGGUGUUAUGCAUGUGGAUGAGUGUGUUGAGUUCCACCGACUUUGGAGCGCGAUGCAGUUUGUUUAUUGUAUCCCAGUGGGGGCACAUGAGUUCACUGUGGAGCAAUGCUUUGGAGAUGGAUUGCACUGGGCUGGAUGCAUGAUUAUAGUACUUUUGGGACAGCAUCGCCGAUAUGAUGUCUUAGACUUCUGCUACCAUCUACUGAAGGUCCAGAAACAUGAUGGCAAAGAUGAAGUCAUAAAGAAUGUGGCUUUGAAGAAGAUGGUAGAACGUAUCCGCAAAUUCCAGAUCCUGAAUGACGAGAUAUUUAUUGUCUUAGAUAAAUACAUAAAAGCAGGAGAUGGAGAAAAUACACCUGUAGAACAUGUCCGCUGCUUCCAGCCUCCCAUUCACCAAUCACUGGCCAGCAACUGACACUGCUUUGUGCUGCUCUUGUGUGCGGACUGCAGAUAUUUUGUACAUGUCAUUAGAUGAUGAAAUGCAGCCUUCUUUUACUAGUGUAGCUUUUUAAAAGAAAACCAGCCCAUGCACUGUAUCUGAUGGACCUAUUUUUUUUUUAUUUUUUUGUACAUGGUCUUCCUAUUUUUCUAAUCUUAUAUAUCUAUUACAAUUAUGGUUCUAAGGGACAGUUAACACACAAUAUUUAGCAGACAGAAGAAUGUUGUUGUUUUUUUUAAAAGCCUGUAUUCCAUAUUUGGCAUACUUCUGUAUUAAAGGAAAUAAUUUAAAUUGUGUAACACCACUAGUUACAUACAGAAAUCACAUUCAUUGUGUUUGCCUAAAUCUUUCUCACUUUGGAAUAAAUUUAAUGCCAGUCACAUUAAAAUAAAUUUAAAAAAAAAUGCUAAAAACAUUCCUUAUAAAAGUGAUGUCCUACUGCUUUGUGAGAUACCAUUUAAUCUGUAAUUCCUUAUUUUCUGUAAUGCAAUAAAUGUUUCUUAUAAUAUCUGGUUAUUAAAUUGCCUUUCUCUAUGAUUUCAUUAUAAUGAUUACAAAAGCUGUUGGUAUUUAAUGCCAGACUAAAGAACAUUGGCUCAGUCCCCUUGUGUCUGCUGUAAGGGCUUGGAAAUAAACAAUAACAAUCCA
Messenger RNA from Bombina bombina (fire-bellied toad), 4625 nucleotides. RefSeq names its product cytoplasmic FMR1 interacting protein 1 (gene CYFIP1). Lineage: Eukaryota; Metazoa; Chordata; Amphibia; Anura; Bombinatoridae. Gene Ontology annotation, cellular component: SCAR complex; synapse; neuron projection. Gene Ontology annotation, biological process: lamellipodium assembly; regulation of translation; axon guidance. Gene Ontology annotation, molecular function: small GTPase binding; RNA 7-methylguanosine cap binding. The transcript is spliced from 31 exons. The coding region runs from base 192 to 3953 and encodes 1253 amino acids. The record is from RefSeq and is a predicted model, not a curated record.